AUGGCGGAUAACCAAAGCGAAAUAAGCUCUGCAGACUCUGCUGAAGCUCAGAAUCAACUACAGAAUGAGCAAUCAGAACACCUCUCAGACUCACCAUGGGCCAAAUUUACCGCGGAACAACUUAUGGAAAACUGUCCAUACACAGUUGCACUCAAGGUCAUCAAUACAGCUCUCUGGGGUGUACCCGCACCGGCGGACGCAAAUGAGACACACGCAACAACGUGGGUCGCUAAAGCUAUCCACGACUACAAUGUGUCAAUGGCCUGGGACGAUGACCUCUUCAUUGACUACAAAUGGGACUUUGAAGGAUGGACGAAGGAGCUAUUUAGCAAGGUUGAGCGUGGUACACUAAGGUCUCUUAAGAGUGUGCUACGACACCGGGGAGUAUACACUGGCAACAAUCACGCCAGGGUGGCGGACUCUCUCUACAACAUUCUAGGUAUAGAGAAUACUCUUGAAUGGGAACCAGCAGAGUUUCGAGCCAUGAAAUUCGACCAACAGUCCGAAGCGUACCAGCGCCAGCAGAGCAAUAAACGCCAACAGGACACUCAGCACACAGUCUAUCCAGCUGUACAACAACCACCGCAAGUACAACAACUGCCGCAAUUACAACAACCGCCGCAAUUACAACAGCCACCGCAAGUACCACAGCCGUCGCAAUUACAACGACCGUCGCAGGGCGAGCAACAAGAGCAGUAUAGAUUCUCUAAGCUAUGGGACAAUAGCAACAAGUAUACAGGGAAUGCGUACGAUCUCCUAGACGAUAAGAUCAAGAUCUUCUUCAGCAUCUGCUGGCAGGUAGAUAUCCAAGAAGAGCAGUUUCACGCAGUGUUUCCCCGUAUCCUUACCGGACGUGCAGAGACAUUCUACAUACAGGUUGUAGAGAGAGAUGACAGCUUUGCUGAUGCGUACAUGGCAAUCAAAAACCACUUCGACCAUGACGUCCAUCACCAGCACUACUACACAGACUGGACGACUACAACCUUCGCUCGCACCCGCACAGAGAACCCCGACAAGGGACUACACGAGGUUCUGCAGAUCCUGCUUGACAAGCUGCAGCUAUGCCAGCGUGCCCUUGGCAAGAACUUUGAGGGCGAGGAUGCCCUACGUACCACUGUCAUCAAUGCCUGCCGAGGAGUACCAGAGCUUGAGAUGGCACUGUUCAAACCAGCCACAAUCUGUGAAGGACUCUUCUCAGACCUACGUUCUGCAGUUGAGACACACCUUGCACGGCAACACACUGCCCAGAUGGUCACAGAGGACCAAUAUUACUUAGAUCGCCGAUACAACGGCAAUAGAAGAAUCCGAGGUGGAUCUCGAGGUGGAGGAGGAUUCAGAGGCGGAUCCAGAGGAGCAUAUCGAGGAGGCGAGCAGCGCGACGACAACGGACGAGGAUUCAAGCCACGCUGGAGGAAGAAAUGCUUUGUUUGCCAGAAGGAAGGAUGCUGGUCUACCAACCACACAGACGAAGAGCGCAAGGCUGCCCGUACACAGUUCUUCUCUACGCUAUACUUUACAGGUACACAGCCCCCCAAGGACUUCUCCGUACAUCUUGCAGAAUACGAAGGGAUCGAGCACACUAGCCAGUACAAUCAGAGAGGCUGGAGAGAGGAGGAAGACUGCGAGGAUGACGACGAUGACGACGUCGCGGAAGCAUACCUUGAACACCAGUUUUUCACGGAGCAAUGCCUUGCAGAUCAGGCGUUCUUGCACCACAUCUCUGGCGACGACGUAUACCGCCAAGACGCGCCAUCAGCGCCAGCGUCACAGUUCCUGCUUGAAGACCGCUACACAAGAUCUGUGUACCAAGGGAUCCUACCGGAUACAGGCGCUGCCAACGUAUCCACAGUUGGCAAGGAGCAGUACCUUGCACUCACAAGGGAAGAUCCUACAGUUAGGAUGGAUACGUCUACAGCAGGAAAGGCAUCUAUCAAAUUCGGCAAGGGCGAGGCUACAUCAUCUAUUGGCACUGCACAGGUCUCUACAGACAUUGGGACGAUCAACUUUGAGGUGCUUGACGCACCUACACCAUUCUUAUUGUGCCUUGCAGACAUGGACAGGUUAAAGGUCUACUUUAACAACACCACAGAUGAGCUAGUCCAGGGUGACCUCCACAGCUCCGCACCGCGCCGAUUCAAAUUCACUCUCAAGGAUGAUCACCACUUCAACUAUGAGAUCCUGGUGGAUGUGAUGUACCUGAGCAACAAACCUGUACUGCAUGUGGUCGAUUCCUCAACAGCGUUUCAAGGCGCGAGGUUCCUUAGCGCUAUCUCAGCUAAAGAAACAUGGCAAGCACUGCGGAUACUAUGGAUCGACACGUAUCAAGGACCACCAGACAUUAUCACGCAUGACGCAGGCACUAACUUUGCAAGCACAGAGUUCCGCGCAGAAGCAAAGAUCAUGGGAGUCACAUGCAAGCAAGUACCUACGGAGGCGCACUGGUCUAUCGGCAAAACUGAGAGGUACCAUGCACCUCUACGCCGCGCAUGGGACAUACUCUAUGCAGAACUCACUGACACUAUGUCCGACGACGCGAUUCUCCAGAUGGCUGUGAAGGCUGUCAACGAUACUGCUGGCCCCGAUGGACUAGUCCCGACGCUACUGGUCUUUGGAGCGUACCCACGAAUGACUGCAGAGUCACCGCCAUCCCCGUCAAUGGUCAAGCGCAGCGAGGCUAUUCAAAAGGCGACGAAAGCCCUACGCAAGAUCACGGCAGAGCACCAAGUUGCAGACGCCUUGAACACCCGCAAUGGACCAGCCACUGCAGACAUGCUCGCGCUCCCACUCCAGAGCGAAGUCUUAGUAUGGAGAGAGAGUGAUGGCUGGAAUGGCCCGUACAAGAUCGCCAGUACAGAUGGCCACAACGUCACUGUUGACAUGGUCAAUGGUCCAACGACAUUCAGAUCCACUGUCGUCAAGCCAUACUACAGACCGGACCACCUUUGGAGCGACCCCGAUGCGCCACACGCGCCGAAUGAGCCGCAUGAGCCGGUAGCAGUACCACCGGCAGUGCAACCACGCAGGAGAGGCCGCCCUCCAGGGUCAAAGAACAAGCGGAAGGCGCACGCGUACAUCACCAAGAAGGAGCAGGACGAUCUUGAGCUAGCUAUCAAGCUACGAAACGAUGGAGUGAUCACAACCUCAGGCGCCCCCUUUGAAGCGUCUGAUGACCAAGAGAUCAGCGACCUCCGAUGUAGCCAGCGCCUGAUUAUGUCGCUGGCGCCCGAGAUGGUACAACGCGGAAUGAACAUCGAGCUCCGUGACAUUACGCAGGCGUAUCCCCAGGCGCAGACAACCCUGAAGAGGACGAUACUCGCACAUCUUCCUACUGAGCUAGUCCAUCGAUAUCCAGAAGGCACGCUACUCCAUGUGAUCAAGCCGCUGUAUGGAAUCGCUGAGGCAGGAGUCCACUGGUGGACAACGUAUCACGGACACCAUUGCAAGGAACUGGACAUGGCAACAUCGACGUACGACCCAUGCCUAUUGAUCACGAACAGAGACGACGCAGGCAUCUUCGGCAUCGUUGGCAUGCAGACAGACGACACUCUCAUGCUCGGGACACCAGCGUUCUCGUCACGUGAAGAGAAGAAGAUCCAGAAGGCAGAGUUCAGGUCAAAGCCAAAAGCAAGGCUGACACCAGAAGUGCAGUUAGACUUCAAUGGAUGUACACUCACGAUGGACGCCAGCAGAGUCUUGACCCUUAGGCAGAAAGGACAAGGAGGAAGGAUCAGGCUUGUGGAUAUCAGGGCACCCGACCGCGCGCAACAGUACACCGAGCAGCGCGCCCGCGGAGCGUACAUCGCAUCAACAUGCCAACCAGAGGCGUCAUUUGACCUGUCCGUCGCUGCUCAAGCUCAGCAACCAUCAGACGAGGACAUCAAGGCACUCAACAAACGCCUGAAAUGGCAGAUGGAGAAUCUCGAUCGUGGCCUGCGCUACGUCACUGUCAAUCUUAUGGAGGCCAAGUUGAUGGUCUUUGUGGAUGGCUCCUUUGCCAACAACAAGGACCUCAGCUCACAGCUAGGCUUUGUCCUUAUGCUCGUCAACGAGUCUAUUGACGUCAACACCUUCACAAUACAGGGCAACGUGAUCCACUACAGCUCUACAAAAUGCAAGCGCAUCACACGGAGCGUACUGGCCUCAGAGAUCUACGGCAUGGUCAACGGCUUUGACAUAGGCAUUGCAGUUGCAACCACGCUGAGGAUAGUUACAGAACGACUUAGACUACCUGCAAUUCCCUUGGUUAUCUGUACAGACUCGUACUCCUUGUACGAGUGCCUAGUAAAGCUUGGGACGACGAAGGAAAAGCGUCUCAUGAUCGACAUCAUGGCGCUGCGCCAAUCAUAUGAGCGUCGCGAGAUCACGGAGAUCCGCUGGAUCAAUGGUGAAGACAAUCCUGCAGACGCCUUCACCAAGGCAUCGCCAAACCGCGCUCUUGAACGCUUUAUUGACGGCAAUAAGCUGACAGUCCGAGUAGAGGGAUGGGUGCAGAGGCCGACAAGCUUUGAUGGUUGAUGCUACACACAGUUACCAUCAACACAUACUGUCACUACCGAUACAAGCAGAGUUACUAGCUACCCAGAAAGAAAAGACUUCCAGUGUCGGAUCGUGAGUAUCGGUAGAGACGUCGGCUGCUGGACACUUCGGCCCGACUUCGGCCCACCUUGCGCAGAGCUUAGGUAUACCUUCGUAGCAGCUGUGUUCGUAAUAAAUCAAUCACCAUCACC
Messenger RNA from Pyrenophora tritici-repentis Pt-1C-BFP, 4727 nucleotides. The record is from RefSeq and is a predicted model, not a curated record. Lineage: Eukaryota; Fungi; Ascomycota; Dothideomycetes; Pleosporales; Pleosporaceae.